GAACAUGUCAGAGAGUAAUAACUCAUCCAACCCACCUCAUGGMACAAACAGUAGCUCUGUGGCCAUAGCYAUCCUUGUGCCUUUUUUCGCCCUGAUAUUUGCAGGCUUCGGGUUUUAUCUUUACAAACAGAGGACUACUCCUAAAACCCAGUACACAGGCUGCUCCGUCCACGAGAACAACAACGGCCAGGCGGCCUUCGAGAACCCCAUGUACAACACCAGCGCCAAGUCGGUGGAAGGCAAAGCUGUCCGGUUUGACCCCAACCUGAACACAGUCUGCACAAUGGUAUAAUGAAGUCCGCUUGACGACCGCUACCGCAAAAACUGCAUCGUGUUUUUCUUAUUUUAUAUCAAGGUAAAAAAAAAGAACAACAAAAGUGCUUUUGCGAAACAAGCUGAUUUUGUUUAGAUCGAGACUGGAGAUAGCGAUGGAGACACUCCAAUAGAGGCGUGUCAGACAUUUUUGGGGAGACGAACAGAGGAACAAGGAACCGUUCCUCUGGUACAUAAAGCACACUCUUCAGGAACCUUGACUGGGUCAUGUGUGUCGAGAAGGACACUCACUGGGAGACCAGACCAACAUCACGUUUUAGAAGACUGAACUGAGAACUGAGAAACAUGAAAAUCUUCACGGUGGUCGGCGAGUGGCCUGGAGAGUUCUUACGCUACCUUAUUAUAUUGCACUCUGCGAGUGCUUCUUCACAGUCGAUUGGGUCUUUUAUAUAAAGUGAAAAGGAUCUGUAAAUCUUCUUCUUGCAUAUAUAGGAGGAGCAUUCACCACCUAUAUUUUUGUAUUAUAUAUUACCACAUGGGAGGGGCCAAAGGGAGAGAGAUUAUAUGAAGAGUUUAUAGAAAAGAGAAGAAAAAAAGAUAUUUCAGAAUAUGCUGUUCACAUCGUCAAACACACAAAGGUAUUUUUUGGUUAAUUUUUUAAAGGUUAAACCGUUUUUUAAAACAACGGUUUUGACCGUGACUCCCUCUCCUUUAGCCUCAGUCCCAUAUUCUGUGUUUCUUUUCCACUGUGGCAAUCAGAAGUGUUUGAACUAUUGAUGUUAACUGUGAUGUGAAUAGAAAGGUUUUCUGGAAAAUAUUUAACUCUUAUUUUCCAUUUUGGAUCAUACUUUGGAUCAUACUUUGGUAACGUUAUUAGCCUUUACAGCCAUCUUCAUUCUGAUCUAAAUAAGGAAUGUCAGUAUUGAGAUCUUAAAGUCUGCAAAUUAAAACUUAUUUUAAAUGAG
Salvelinus sp. IW2-2015 is the source of this 1238-nucleotide messenger RNA. Its product is annotated as CUB and sushi domain-containing protein 3-like. The record is from RefSeq and is a predicted model, not a curated record. Lineage: Eukaryota; Metazoa; Chordata; Actinopteri; Salmoniformes; Salmonidae.